This is a messenger RNA of Neocloeon triangulifer, 2271 nucleotides long. RefSeq lists its product as uncharacterized. The transcript is spliced from 6 exons. Bases 292 to 1725 code for a protein of 477 amino acids. The record is from RefSeq and is a predicted model, not a curated record. NCBI's taxonomy places the organism in Eukaryota, Metazoa, Arthropoda, Insecta, Ephemeroptera, Baetidae.
UCUUUGCGAGUCUUUGCUGUUUGAAUCACACUCACACUUUACAACCAGUGAAACAGUCGGUAUCGCUCAUUCUUCUGAUAUUAGCUGUCGCGCCGAUCACUACAUUCUUAUGUAAAAUUUUAAUUUUUUGUACAUAAUCGCGUAUUAUGUAACCCUGAUCUCGUCGUUUUCAAUGUUUAAAACAUCUUCAGUCUACGUGUACAAUUAAUGCCGGAUUGUACAAUCCUAUUAUCUCUGCGAUAUGCUUCGAUUGAGGACAGUGAGGGUGAACUAACGUCUUAAAUUACACAUAUGGAUCUCGGAUCAUCAUCAGAGUCUAAUCCAUCUGUGUUAUUGGCUCGUCAAGGCAGUCGGCAGCCUCAAAAUCUUAGAAACACGAUGGAAAAUCAAAAAACGACUUACUUGGAUUACUCGACAGCACGAACGUUGUCUGAAGAGAGUGAAGAUGAUGAUGUGUCUGGGAAUGAAGAAGUGCCUCUCAAAAUUGUUAUGGAGGAAAACUUGACCUACCAGCGAGGCUUUGAUGACAGCAGCUACAUCAUAUCACUGCCCGACUACUUCACUAAAGAGGAGGUCCCUACCUAUGUACCACGUCCUUCAGUAAUAGAACUAAAUCUCCCAUCAGCCACAUUUGAAUCUUUGGCUGCCACUGCUACUCAUUCUACUUGCACAGAGGGCCAAAGGCAAGGAAGAUUUAACGCUGAUAAGAGCGCCAGUGACUUCCCUUACCCAUGCAAUAUUUGCCAAGCUGUGGGAAUUGUGAGCUGCUUCCGUAGUCUGACAUUGUAUUCUAAGCAUGUGCUGAAAAAGCAUGGCGUCUCUCUUGAACGACAAGCUUCACAUACUUGUAUGAUGUGCUACAAAUCAUACAAGUCCAAAAGCAGCUACCUUAAGCAUAUUGCCAAUUCACAUCCAGAUGUGGAAGACCUCCUGAAGAAAGAUUCAAAUGAACGUCUUUGGCUGCAGUUCCAGAAGCUAGUGGAUGAAAAAUUAGAGGAGCUUUUGUCAAAUUCCAGAAGAGUCUGUACGUCAACUGACGACACAUGGGAAAAUAUAAAUCAACACCAUAUUCAAGAUUCUGGAGUACUAAUACCCCCUGCUGAUGCUCUUCCAUCGUCAGAGUACACCGGAAUUGAUUUUGAUCAAAUUUCCCACCAGGUCUUCGAGCAGUUAACUUCAGAUGAGAAUCCGUAUGUGCAGAGCUUUAAUUCCCCUGGAAGAACUGCUGAUCAAAUCAUUGAGGAUCUGUGCCAAUUGACUAUAGAGAUGGAUUCUGACAGAAACGCAAGCGUCUACUACAACACAGAUAAUUUUAAUAGUAUGGAUGGGGUUGCUAUUAUUAGUGACACAUCGAGUAAUGCACUGCAUACAACUUUUCCAAAUGAGACAAAUGAAUCUGCUCAAUAUCGUGAAGAGGUUUAUUUGAACUAUUCAGGAUCAGCAAGGGUUGCAUAUGAUAGAGGAGAAAAGGUAUAUGAAAAAGACUUUUUGCUAAACAACAAGACAAAAAUGAUGACCAGGGGUCAGUUAAAAGCACUCGUUAAGAGGUGCCGCCAACCAGAAGAAGAACUUUGUGAAUCAUUUGAUCCAAGAAUGUGCAAAUACUGUAAAGGUAUGUUUGCCAAAAUGCAUGUGCACCUUAAGGAGAGGAUGUGCAAGCAGUGCAAGUUGGUUACUAAGUGUGCUACACAGCACCUGAAUCAUUUGCCUCUGCACAAACUCUAAAGUUUUCUUAUGCAAAAAAAUUAAAUGAGCGUAGUUUUUGAAAGACCUCUUGCAUCUUUGUCCACUAUUUACUCUCUUUGUUCUUAUUGGCAAUAAUAAAAUUUACUUUCUUUUUAAUUUCCACCUUAAUUAGCAGAGAGUCAUCAAUUAUUUUUUUCUUUAGGCAUGGAUAUGUAAAGAAACAUGAAAAAGCAUCUCCAUUUGCUACAAUGAAACUGUUUUUUUAUAAUAUAUGUAAAAAAAAAUAUUCUUUUAACUUGCAUAUUAUGUUGCACAUCCUCUCUGUUAUGUCUCAUAAGAAGUUUUUUUUUAUUAUAAAAAUCAAUCAAUUUUGGAAUUGUAAAUUAAAAUUGGUUGAACACAAUAAUAAUUAUUGUGAAUUUUAAAUUUUAUGCUGCUAGCUGAAGAUAAGCUAAGGUUGUACGAAAUAAAUCAAUUUUUUCUUUAAAAUAAAAGGGCUAAAAUGAUACAGCUAAAAUUACUCAGGCUUUUCACAGUAAUAAUUUAUUUUUGAUACAAAACUGUGCUCUCACUCUAAAACAUUUG